UGAAUAAUCACAAAAACUCUGUAAUAAUAAUAAUAAUAAUAAUAAUAAUAAUAAUAAAUAAAUAAAUUGAUUGAGUCAUAUCGAUCGACCUGACUUAAUGGUGUUUAGUGAGAUUACCUUGUGCACUCUUCAGUUGGUGGAGGUACGAUCUUCACCUUCAUGCCACUUUUCGUGAACUUUGAAGUACUUGUACUUAAUAUUUACUUUCUUGAGUUUUUGAUUGAUGCGAUUUUUACUUUGAACUCUGCCCAAGUAUCAUGGCCACCAUCGUCGGAAUCCCCGUAGUGGACUUCUCUCCCUGUAGCUCACAAAACUCGGAAGUAUCAGACGAAAGUCUGAAGAAAGUCGGCAGCGAAAUUUGCAAGGCGUUUACUGAAGUUGGUUUUGUGUACAUAACGGGCCAUGGUAUACCCGGAGAACAGAUAGAAAGGUUUUUCCAAACAACACAAUCAUUUUUUUAUUUACCUGGAGAAGUAAAAAGCAGGUAUGCGAUGAGGAAGGGGGAGUAUCAUGGUUUUGCUGCCACAGAGACAGAGAGAUUAAAUCCAGACAGGCCGCAGGACUUCAAAGAAACUAUGAACUACCUCCCAGGUUGCCCUAUAAAGGACUGGCCUGUAACGGAAGUACCACAAUUUGUCAAAGACUACCAAAACUUCUUUGACACAUGCAGCCAUCUUGGUCAUCGUGUCCUGCAGUCGAUAGCGGCAGGUUUAGGCCUUCAAGACAUCAAGUCAUUUCAAAAGUUCCACCAGUUUUUGGGACAACCUGGUAAUUUGACUGCUCUGAGGACCCUCCACUACCCACCUGUCAAAGUUAAUGAGUUAAAGGAAGGUCAGUUACGGCUGGGAGAACAUUCAGACUACGGCUCCAUUACUCUUCUCUUUCAAGAUGAUGUUGGGGGUUUAGAGGUGGAGGGUAUAAAUGGAGAGUGGAUCCCUGCCACGCCCAUUCCUGGCACCAUCAUUGUAAAUGUCGGAGACAUGCUGAUGAGAAUGACAGCUGGAAAACUGAAAUCAAAUAGGCAUAAAGUAGUGGUGCCUGAAGAAGAAGUAAGGAGAAAGGUCCCUAGGUUCUCGGCAGCUUUCUUCAUGAUGACUGACCAGGAGGCUGUGAUUUCACCUUUAGAUGGCAGCACGUCCUAUGCCCCACUGACUAUGGGGGAAUAUAUUAAUAAGAAAUUUGCUGAAACUUACUAGCCUCGAAGGAUUGAUUUUAACCAGGUCAUUUGAAUGGGGUUACAAUAAUCAUUUUUCUUUCAAGCUACAUAUCAUUACUAAAAGUAAAACUUUAAAAAAAUGGUUAUUGUAUUUGAAAUGUAUUUUGCUGUAUUUCUUGUACUGUUCUUCAUUUAUGUUUGGAAAAUUAAUGCUUUCAAUGUUUUUUAUCUGGUAACUAAAUACAAAGGACUAUGCAUGACUUGGACAUUUUAAAUUUUUUAAUUUCAAUAGAUUUAUUUAAUGUGAUCAAUAAAUUGAAUAGUUUCAAGUGAGGGUUCUACUGUUUUAUUUCAAGGUUUGUUUAUAUUUGAAGAAAAUAUAUACAAACUCACUUUGAAAAGAAUUUCGGUACAUAACAAUUGACGUCUAAAAAAAUUCAGUAUAUGAAAGUGGACAUCAAAAAGAAUUUCAGUAUAAAUUAAUUGAAGAGUGAUUUUAAUUAUGUCCAUGAGAAGCACUCCUACGACUCUAAAGUAAAAAAAAUGGCAUAACAGGCAUAAACGAGGUUGCCGUUUGUGGUCUUCAGCC
Molecule: messenger RNA, 1745 nt
Organism: Lingula anatina
Lineage: Eukaryota; Metazoa; Brachiopoda; Lingulata; Lingulida; Lingulidae
Source: RefSeq, a predicted model, not a curated record